Molecule: messenger RNA, 1374 nt
Organism: Recurvomyces mirabilis
Lineage: Eukaryota; Fungi; Ascomycota; Dothideomycetes; Mycosphaerellales; Teratosphaeriaceae
Exons: 4
Coding region: 1-1374 (457 amino acids)
Molecular function (GO): iron ion binding; heme binding; oxidoreductase activity, acting on paired donors, with incorporation or reduction of molecular oxygen
Source: RefSeq, a predicted model, not a curated record
AUGUCCCACCACCUGCACCUUCACCGCACCUACGGCCCCCUCGUCCGCAUCGGCCCCCACCACAUCUCCUUCUCCGACGCCUCCCUCAUCCCCCUCAUCUACGGCAUCAGCACGAAAUUCUGGAAAAGCGACUGGUAUCGUCUCUUCGAUAUCAAGACGCCCGGUGGUCCCGCCUCGACGAUUUUUUCCGAGAGGAGUGAGGAUGUGCAUCGGGUUUCCAAGCGGCCGAUUGCGGGGGCGUAUUCGAUGGCGACGUUGAGGGAGUUGGAGCCGAUGUGUGAUGAUUGUUCGGCGAUUUUCAUGCGGAAGAUGGAGGGGUUUGCGGAGGGUGGCGGGGCGGUUGAUUUGGGCGCUUGGGUGCAUUGGUACGCUUUCGAUGUGAUAACGAGUAUCACUUUCUCCAAUCGCGUCGGUUUCAUGGAACAGGAGACAGAUGUUCAGGGUAUCAUCUCCGCCAUCGAAGGUCGAUUGUUCUAUAACAGUAUCGUUGGUCAGAUGCCCUGGUUGCACGAUUAUCUCUUUGGAAACAGCUUCGUCCCCUGGCUCACUUCCUUCAUCCCUGCUGUCAAGGCCCUGAACUCGUCGAGGUUCAUCGUGGAGUUUGCGGCGCAAAAUUUGAGGAGGUAUCAGAAUAAGGAGUUUAAUACUGUUGAGCUGAGGGAUAUGUUGGAUCGAUUCAAGAGGUUUAAAGAUGGUGAGGUGGUCAUGAGUGAUGAUCAGUUGCUUACGCAUGCUGUCAGUAAUAUCUUCGCCGGAGCUGACACGACUGCGAUCUCUCUUCGAGCUAUCUUCUACUACCUCUGCCGGACCCCAGCGGCGUACAAGAGACUUAUCGCAGAGAUCGAUGAAGCUGAUGCGAAAGGCGAGCUUUCCGAUCCAGUGACUUUCACAGAAAGCCAGAAUCUGAAGUAUUUCCAGGCCUGUAUCAAGGAGGCUUUGCGCAUGCACCCAGCAGUCGGACUUCUCCUCGAACGCCUCGUCCCCGCCGGCGGCGCCCAAAUAACUACGGACCUCUUCCUCCCGAGCAGAACAAUAAUCGGCAUGAACCCCUGGGUCGCUGCCCGCGACGCCGAAGUCUACGGCUCGGACGUCGAGACUUUCCGCCCUGAACGCUGGCUAGAAGCGGAUGAGAAGCAAUUACGUCUGAUGGAGAGGAACUUCCUUGCUUUUGGCGCGGGAGCCAGGACUUGUUUGGGGAAGAACAUUUCGCUGCUUGAGAUGGGGAAGUUGGUUCCGCUUGUGUUGAGGAGGUUUGAAUUUGAGUUUGUGGGUGUGGAUGGGAAGGGGAGGGAGUGGGAGUUGUGGGAUUAUUGGUUUGUGAGGCAGACGGGGGUGAUUUGUAAGGUUAGGAGGAGGGAGAAGAGGGGGUUGUGA